UGUUCUUUUUCUCCAUCAUGUUAUGUCCCACACGAACCUUCUAGAAUUACCAAAACCGCACAGACUCCGGCCAACCCUUGUCUCUCUACGCAGAUCUGCCUCAACCGUUUCGUCUACCUCUUUCUAGGUACGAGUUUUCGUUCCAAUGUUUUGUUUGCUUUGUUUUGUAAAAUUUUUACAUCAAGGCCAUUGUUUUCUAAACGUAAAGUUGUGAUUUUUUGGUUUAGAUUAGGUGAGAUGUGAUGGCUCCGCCACCGGAGGAGCGAAACGGCGGAGAAUUAAUGGCUGGAGAUACGCCUAGAUCUCUUCCGACGCCGUUUUUGACCAAAACAUACCAGCUCGUCGAUGACCAUACCAUCGACGAUGUCAUCUCGUGGAACGAAGAUGGAUCUACCUUCAUCGUCUGGAAUCCAACCGAAUUCGCCAAAGAUUUGCUUCCAAAGUAUUUCAAACACAACAAUUUCUCUAGCUUCGUUCGUCAACUCAACACAUAUGGAUUUAGAAAGGUUGUACCUGAUCGAUGGGAAUUUUCAAACGAAUGCUUUCGUAAAGGCGAAAAACGGCUUUUGUGCGAGAUACAGCGUCGGAAAAUUGCUACGGCAGUAACGUCGAUAGUGGCGGUCGCUUCGGCGGUAUCAGUUCCGCACACGCGGACUGCGUCUCCGGCGGAUUCUGGCGAAGAACAAGUCAUGUCAUCAAAUUCUUCGCCGGCAACUGUCCGGGAAACAGUAUGUGGAAGCACAGCCGAGCUGGUCGGAGAAAACGAGAGAUUGCGAAAAGAGAACCAGCAGCUAAACAAAGAGUUGAGCCAAAUGAAGAAUUUAUGCGGCAAUAUCUACUCUUUGAUGUCGAAUUACUCAAACCCUAAUAACGAACAACCGGAGAGCAGUUCUGAGGCGGUGAAACCGCUUGAUCUUCUGCCGGCGAAGAGAUUUUACUCCGAAUCAGAGAUCAUCGCCGGGCAGAAUAUUCCGACCGAACCGGAGGAAACGAGUGCGAGAUUGUUCGGUGUGGCCAUUGGUUCGAAACGAGUUAGGCAAAGUGAAGGUGUGAUGGCGGAGCAGGACCAGGAAUUACGGCUGCGGCAACCUGGAAUUAGUGGCGUGAAAUCAGAGCCGUCUGAUCAUUCGCAACGGUGAAGGCAAUGGCACCAGCAUGAUCAGGGAGGAGGGUGUAAUUGACAGUUGGUUGACGGAGUUAGGUUAGACUGAUGAACCAAUCAGAUAGGAGAGGGUCCGCACGAUUUGAGGCACGUGCCGAAUGGGUCACGUGCCUUGGGGGUAGCAAAACCUUUGUGGGGACCAUUGUCAAGAAGCUUCUUGGACUUUUUUGCUUUUCUAGGUUGUAAAAGGAUUAUCUUUUUUUUUUUUUACUUUUUUUUUAUUCCGGAAUCUACAUAUAUGCCCAAAUUUUACAAUUGUCACGUGA
This is a messenger RNA of Ilex paraguariensis (yerba mate), 1428 nucleotides long. NCBI's taxonomy places the organism in Eukaryota, Viridiplantae, Streptophyta, Magnoliopsida, Aquifoliales, Aquifoliaceae. The record is from the annotation of a GenBank genome assembly.